CUGCCGCACUGCCGCGGACCACCCUGUCCAGCAAAAGCACUUCUUUCGGCGGCGGCGGCGCGAAGGCAAAGCCGGAAGAAUUAGGGUUUAAGCCAUGGCGGCCGAGGACCAGAUCCCGCGAGCGCAAGCCAACCCCGAGAAGACCAAGAAGCGGAAGAAGCCCAAGAAGGACAAGUGGGGGCAGCCCAUCGCCGCCGCGGCCGACGAGCCGGCCGUCGAGCAGGUGCAGGAGCAAGAGGCACCUGAGGAGCCUGUCGCAGCGGCGGCGGCGGCGGCGGAGGGUGGGGAGGGCGCGGGGAGCUAUGAGCGCGGCAAGGUGGUGGCGAGCGGCAUGCCGUACACGACCACCGAGGAAGAGAUCCGGGAGCUGUUCGACCAGUUCGGCCCCAUCCGCUCCCUCCAGCUCUCCCGCUUCCCGGACUCCGGCAACUUCCGCGGCCUCGCCUUCGUCACCUUCGAGUCAGAUGAAGUUGCCAUGAAAUCUCUGGAGCUUGAUGGAUCCAAAAUCGGUAACAGGUUUAUGAGGGUCGAAAGAUGCAGGGUAACUGCUAGCUCGAAGAGGCAAAAGAAGACAGAGUUCCAAUCCGAUCCUGAGAAGCCUGAUGGCUGCCUCUCAGCUUAUGUCGGCAAUCUCUCAUGGAACAUCACCGAGAAGGACUUGAGGGAUUUCUUCAAAUCAUCAAGGAUUGCAUCAAUAAGAUUUGCCAUCGACAAUCGAACCGGAGAUUCUCGUGGUUUCUGCCAUGUUGAUUUCGAGGACGAUGAAUCGCUCGAGAAAGCUGUUGGGAUGAAUCAAUCUGAACUGCGGGGAAGACCUGUGAAGAUAGCGUAUGCUAUCAUCAACAGGGCUUGAAGGCUGGCUAGCUGGUGCUCAACAUUUCGCAUUAUUGAGCUAGUGAGAUUCAGUUGUAAGGUCUUGCCCCCUUCACUGUUUCCAUUAUGUUUCUAUAGACCAAACAUGCCAUAUAUUGGCCAGAAGUAAUGAUCGUGUAACAAAUACUUUUGGGCUGCAUCUUAUCAAUCUAUCUUAAAAAUCA
Aegilops tauschii subsp. strangulata is the source of this 1037-nucleotide messenger RNA. RefSeq names its product phragmoplastin interacting protein 1. Gene Ontology annotation, molecular function: RNA binding. Lineage: Eukaryota; Viridiplantae; Streptophyta; Magnoliopsida; Poales; Poaceae. The record is from RefSeq and is a predicted model, not a curated record.